AUGACGACCAUGUAUCAGGCCAAUCAAGGAGCAGCACAUCAGAAUGACCCCGUCAUAUUGGUUGCUGGGUGCAAGGAGCAGGGGGUCCACAAAGGUUCCCCAAUCCCGCCACUGUCGCCCUGCAGACGGCACGUCCUCCGUCUCAAGGCGGGCAGCAUGGUGGAGGCGCAAGUCAAGCAGGAGGAGGUGGACGCGGAGCUAAAGCCCGUCUGGGCCAAACAGGAGCAGGAGGAGGCAGCCAGGGUGGAAGUGAAGGUGGAGGACACGGAUGUGCCACUGGAUCAUCUGAAGGAGGACCAGGAGGAUCAGGAGGACCGCCCAGCACUUACACAUCUGCCCCUGGGGCCCAGGGGGGGGCUCCCAGUCAGAGUGAAAAGCGAACCCCCCCAGAAAGAGAAGACAGGAGGGGGCCAGGAGGAUGAGAAGCCCACCCUGCACCAUGACUUUCUUAAGCAGGACCCUUCGGAGCAUGUCUGUGCUGUGCUUCUGGCUGGAGCGGAGCAGUCAGAAACAGCGCCGGCCUCGGAUUUGCAAGUCACACCGCCACUAGACUCUGCCAUCAUCGGGGGAGACAGCAAGCCGGCAACCUCCCUGCCCUACACAUGCGGCGACUGCGGCAAAGCCUUCAACCGUAAGGCCUACUUGCGCAGGCACCAGCGGCUGCACUCGGGCCGCACGGCGUACCGCUGCAGCCAGUGCCACAAGAGCUGCAAAGAUGCAGCAGCGCUGCGCAUCCACUGGCGCACGCACACCAAGGAGACGCCCUACCAGUGUGUGCAGUGCGGAAAGAGCUUCACGCAGCUGGGCAGCUUGAAGGCGCACCACCGCGUGCACACUGGAGAGUGCCCCUUCUGCUGCGCCACCUGCGGUCGCAGCUUCAACCAGCUGGGCAACCUGCGCCGGCACCGCCGCAUCCACUCUGGUGAGCGGCCCUACGUCUGCCGGGACUGCGGCAGAAGCUUCCGGGGUCUGCGGCAGCUGGAGACGCACCAGCGCAUCCACUCGGGGGAGACGCCGUAUGCGUGUCCCACCUGUGGGCGGAGCUUCAGACAGGCAAGCGGCCUGGCGAGACACCGGCACCGGCACUCGCAGGAGGCGCCCUAUCGCUGCACCGACUGCGGACGCAGCUUCCGCAGCUCAGGGGGCCUACGCAAGCACCAGCGGGUCCACUCGGGCGAGACACCGUACCACUGUAGCGAGUGUGGCAAGAGCUUCCGGCGGCUGCGCUCGUUGACGCUGCACGGGCGCGUGCACAGCGGGGAGCGACCCUACACAUGCACGCAGCCUCAGUGUGGCAAGGGCUUCAAGCAGCUGGAACAGCUGAAGGUGCACCUGCGCACACACACCAAGGAGACGCCAUACCACUGCGCGGAGUGCGGCCGCAGCUUCAGCCAGCCGGGGAGCCUGCGGGCACAUCAGCGCACGCACAGCGGGGACCGGCCGCACCGCUGCACCGAGCCCAGCUGCACACGCGGCUUCAGGCAGCCAGAGCAGCUGUCCGCACACCUGCGAGUGCACCAGAGGGAACAGUCUGCCAGUGCGGGGCACGAUGACCCACCUCACUCGGGCAAUGAACAGCCCCUCACACAGGACUAAACCUCAUUAGCGAAAGCACCGUGUAUCCAGGGAAUGUGCAUGCAGUACUCACACUGGCCACCUGGGGUCAGCAUGUUCUAUGUUUUUUCAAAUCGGAAUAUUAUUUCCACUGUCGCCGUUUGCGUUUAGUGGCAGAAUGGCAAAUGGCACAGAGAUAUUAAUCGGGGAUGUUCCCGUGAACUGGGCACACUUCAA
This is a messenger RNA of Brienomyrus brachyistius, 1791 nucleotides long. RefSeq names its product zinc finger protein 586-like. Gene Ontology annotation, cellular component: nucleus. Gene Ontology annotation, molecular function: RNA polymerase II cis-regulatory region sequence-specific DNA binding; DNA-binding transcription factor activity, RNA polymerase II-specific. Gene Ontology annotation, biological process: central nervous system development; regulation of transcription by RNA polymerase II. NCBI's taxonomy places the organism in Eukaryota, Metazoa, Chordata, Actinopteri, Osteoglossiformes, Mormyridae. The record is from RefSeq and is a predicted model, not a curated record. The transcript is spliced from 4 exons. The coding region runs from base 1 to 1596 and encodes 531 amino acids.